UUUCCAGUCAGUCUUUCCAGUUUCCUUGACAUCCACCUGCUUUUGUUCAACCAAUAGGCUCUCUGGCGCGGUGACAUCUCAGGUAUAUAAAAGGCUAAAGAUAAAUUGUUGUAGUCACUUUGAAAGAAAGACGCAUCUUCAACAAUCAUGGUGUCGCGCCGAUCACUUACAAUUGACACUGAGAAACCGACCAAGACGACAUACGUUGUCGGAACGGAGUUGACGGUGAAUUUAAACAGGUGUGCCCCACCAGAGGCCAAGUUCUUCUCAAUAAAAUGUACCCCAAACGUGCAUUACAAGGUCACGCCCCCGACCAAGGACAAAAACACCCUUCCGCAGCCCUUCACCCCAAACUCUAUCCUCAUCAUCACCAUGGACACAGUCAGUGAGACUGCAUUUGACAGCAAGUUAUCUGUGAGGUACUAUGGGGAGAAAUCAGAGACUCUUGUGGACGCCGUGCUGCAUCUGACUGCUGUUGAGAUAUCUCUGGACGUAGAUGCCGAUCGAGAUGGCGUUGUUGAGAAAAACAAUCCAAACAAGGCAUCCUGGAAAUGGGGUCCUAAUGGCCACGGUGCAGUUUUGCUGGUUAACUGUGACUCCGAGACCAUAUACAAGAAGAAACUGGACAGUGAGAAUAAUGAGAUCAGUAAAGUCUCGGAUUUGCAGGACAUGUCCAAGAUGAUCUUGCGUACCAACGGGCCAUCUCAACUGCCUGAAGGCUAUAAGCUGAGCAUGUACAUCUCACAGACCACUUCAGAGAGCGUGAGAGUCUUCAGACCUCGGACAAAUGUACAAAAAGACAAUGUGUGGAAGUACAAAUUGCUGAAGUUGUUCCUGAAAGAUUAUCUCAUGGUGGUGGGAAUGAAGAAGCUGACGCAGGAAGUGCCCUAUCUGGGAGGAAACACCGAACUGGUGUUCUAUGUAGAAGGUCUUCGCUUCCCUGAUAAAGACUUUGAUGGGCUCAUCACCAUCAACCUUAGUCUACUAGAGCCCAGUGGCAAGGAUAUCCCUGAAACACCCAUCUUUACAGAUAAAGUCAUUUUUCACAUUUCGCCCUGGAUCAUGACCCCUAACACCCUCAAACCUGUUGAGGUGUAUGUGUGCAGCACAACUGAUAACUACAAGUUCCUGAAGAGCAUUAAGAACCUGGUGGAGAAGAGUGGCUACAAACUGAAGAUAUGUUACGAGUACAUGAACCGAGGUGACCGCUGGAUGCAGGAUGAGAUUGAGUUAGGCUACAUUGACUCUCCUCAUCAUCGGUUUCCUGUUGUACUGGAUUCUCCUCGUGAUAGAGGCCUUCAGGAUUUCCCCUACGAGUCCCUGCUGGGACCAGACUUUGGGUAUGUGACACGGCAUGCUUUGAAUGAGGAGGUGAGCAGUCUGGACUCCUUUGGUAACCUGGAGGUUACUCCACCAGUCACAGUGAACGGGAAAAGUUACCCACUCGGCAGGAUUAUCAUUGGAGUGGCGUUCCCUACUGCAACAGGUGGGCGCAACAUGACCCAAGUCGUCCAAGAUUUCUUGUGGGCACAGAAGGUUCAAGAGCCAAUAGCGCUCUACUCUGAUUGGCUGGCUGUGGGUCAUGUGGACGAGUUCAUGACCUUUGUCCCAGCCCCUGACCGAAAGAAAUUCCGGUUGCUGCUGGCCAGCCCCGAUGCCGGAUACAAAGUUUUCAAAAGCUUACAAAACAAAGGACAUGGAAAAUUGGAAAUGUUUCCAGGUAUGCCAGAGGCCAUUUCUGUUAAUGAGAUCCUGAGUGACAAAAAGCUACAGGCUGAAAACCGAUACGUGCAGAGCUGUAUUGACUGGAACAGGGAUGUGCUGAAGAAAGAACUGGGGUUGGAUGAAGAGGACAUCAUCGAUUUGCCCAUCCUGUUUAAAGUUAUAGAAGAAGAAGAAGAGAAGAAAUCGAUCCCUAGGGUGGCGGCUUACUACCCCGACAUGGUGAACAUGAUCGUGUUGGGGGACCAGCUGGGCAUCCCAAAACCUUUUGGGCCCCAGGUAAAAGGCCAGUGUGUCCUGGAGACAGAGAUGUGUUCUCUUCUGGAGCCUCUAGGCCUCAAAUGUACCUUCAUUGAUGACUUUGCCUCGUACCACAAACUUCUGGGUGAAGUUCACUGCGGUUCCAACGUUCGUCGAGAACCAUCCCCUUUCAGAUGGUGGAACCUAGACCUGUGAGAGAGAGAGACUAGGAAGAAGAGAGACCUGUCAAGUGCCUACUAUGUCUAAAACAGGAUUAACGGGUGUUUUAAACUAGUUCAUUCUAGCAAUAAACAAUGCAUAUAGCCUUAACCUUUCAGCAAAAUGGGAUAAUACAUCUAAAAAUGGAAACUCUGUCAUCAUUUACUCACCCUCAAGUUGUUCAAGCAGCUCUUUUGUAUCUCUGCUUUUGUUGCACCCGCAUAUUGAGAUUUGAGAGCUAUGGAUUUCAGCAAAUGCAACUUGAAGACAGCAAAUCGUAUACUUUUGGAAUGACAUGAGUGUGAGCAGAUGAUGACAAUUUUGUGAUCUUUAAUAACUUUUUAAUAGUUUUUCAAACUUUCCUCUGACAACCAGGUCUUUUAGCUGCACAGCUAUUCCUCAGGCUGCAGUGGUGCUGCUUCAGCAUUUCUAAAAAAUAAAAAUUAAGGGCUUACAAAUAGGAAUAAUGCUUUGAACAGUGGUUCAAAGUAAUGAUAACCACUUCAAGCUUAAGAAACAUGUCUGUCAAGAGUUGUAUUUGUUAACGUUAGUUAAUGCUAAAGAUUAACAAAUACAGUAACAAAGGUAUUGCUCAUGGUUAGUUCGUUAGUUAAUACAUUAACUAAUGUUAACAAAUGAACCUAAUUGUGAAGGGUUACCAAUCAACCAUGAAUGUUCACUCUGUUUUACUCUCACUAAUAAUGACUGAGAAAUUGAUUUUAUAAUUGGUGAUUUACAGUCUUGGAUGAUUUUCCAAAGUAAUAUACAUUAAAGCAAUAAAUAAACAUUCCAUGAACCCUUUGAUCUUUAUUAAA
Ctenopharyngodon idella (grass carp) is the source of this 2996-nucleotide messenger RNA. It is a transcript of the gene padi2, whose product is annotated as peptidyl arginine deiminase, type II. Gene Ontology annotation, molecular function: protein-arginine deiminase activity; calcium ion binding. The transcript is spliced from 16 exons. The record is from RefSeq and is a predicted model, not a curated record. NCBI's taxonomy places the organism in Eukaryota, Metazoa, Chordata, Actinopteri, Cypriniformes, Xenocyprididae. Gene Ontology annotation, cellular component: cytoplasm. The coding region runs from base 148 to 2178 and encodes 676 amino acids.